AUUCGAUUUUUGUGCCCAUCGAAACGCGGUGUCGUCAGUGCUUUCGAUUGAGUGCUGCUGCUGCCUCCUUUCAACCUCUCUCACGCUCCUUUUUGAGAGUUUCAGUUGCAGCAAUAUGCAAGCCUGUGGCUCACUACUUUCAUAGCCACUGAUCGAACCAAAGAGGACGAAUUGAGCGGGAACUUAGCUGGAGCAAAUACCUGAAUAGGGAAAGCCGUCGAGUGGAAAGAAGAGAAGAGAAGAGAAGAAGAGAGGAAGAGUUCGUUAGCCGUUAGCCAUGGGCAAGAAGGGCAAGGGAAAGAAGGGCAAGAAGGGCAAGAGGAAGACCGCAGCUGUUGCACCAGUCGCAGCGGAGCCCUGUCCGACAUGCCCGGAGUUACCCAAGGUCAUGUCGCCGCUGGAUCCAUGCCCGGAGUCCAGCGGCCCCCACGAUGUGGUGCGCGCCCAGCCCAAUCACUAUCCGGCCCUGCUGCGCAUACCCGAGACGAUGGCGGUGGUGGGGUCCGAGAACGGGUGCUACGACAGCAUCUGCAAGCUGCUGCGCGCCGGCUUCCGGUGUGCGGAGCGCGUCUUCGUGAUGGCGCCCUGGGGCAACUACGUGGUCUUCCGCUACCACAACAACAGCGACUUCAUUUACUUCCUGUUCGACGGUUGCACCUGCGGUAACCGAUUCCGGUACUUGGACCUGAGCUGCGGCACCGCCGGCUUCCUAUUCUUCGACAACAUGCACGACGUCAUCAGCUACAUCAUCCAGUCGCGCAAGACGCGCCUCUACCUGGAGAAUCUCAACAAGAUCGCCAUCGACCAGAUCGUGGAGGAGUACGGCGCCGUCACCUACACCCAGAAGGCCAAGUGCAUGCGGUUCGCAUAGGCAGCCCUCCGCCCACCCGAAGAGGGGGAAACUAAAGAGACCUGAACUGAACCUGAGACUGAGCCUGAGACUGAACCCCCCCCUGCAACAGCCGAAAGAAGCCCAAAGAACAUUGAACAUUGAAUACAGCCCAAGCAAAACACACACAGAAAUUAAUACUGAUUAUAAUUUGAAUACACACAGCUACUCAGUGAAUCGAACUUGCCUGAAUUUACAACAAAUAUACUAUAACGAGUGGUUUAA
This is a messenger RNA of Drosophila obscura, 1114 nucleotides long. RefSeq lists its product as uncharacterized. The record is from RefSeq and is a predicted model, not a curated record. NCBI's taxonomy places the organism in Eukaryota, Metazoa, Arthropoda, Insecta, Diptera, Drosophilidae.